CGGAGGGUCUAACCUUACCCUGUCCUCCGUUGCUGUACAAGGGCAGACCAUCAUCAUUAUUCUUGCGCCCCCCUCCGCAAACGUCGCGCUUUUCUUUCUGAAGGAUUCGCGACCUCUUGGCCGUGACUUUGUUUCUUAAAGGCAGUUUUGAUGGGAUUUACCUGAGGUUUUUCUGCUAAAUCCGCGUACACUUUCCAGUCAUGGGUAUCCCAAUGUACCGUGAGCCCUCUCCUGAGGCCAGCAAGAGCAAACCCAUUAAAGAUCCUUCUGCCGCUACGCGUUCUGCAAUCCGUCGCCAGGCCACUAUUCGUCGCCCGUCGCGUCAUAGUACUUCCACCUUACGAGGCGCUUCAUUACGUUCACCCUUCCCUCGUGAGAUCGCAGACGAGAUUGAGCGCGAGGCGCAUGGAUUACACCAUCACAUACGGUCUCCUGUCCCGAACACUACCUCCGGUGAAGAUCCGUUCGAUUUGAGUUCCAUGAUCAGCGAUGCCAACAGGCGCGAGGCUGGUCAACGCUUGCUGCACGAAGCGCUUCGCCAUGGACGUCCCGGCCAGCGAAUGAGGAUUCCGCGCAACACCGUUAAUUCAGAUUCGUAUCGCCGCCCUUCACCAGCGGUUGACUCUGGCCGCCGACAGAGCUCGGAGCAUACUGCCGCUUUUACGCCAAGUUUUGCGCCUGCUAUUGCAUACCACAGAAGACUAUCUCCGCCGCCCCAGACGCGCCCAAGCCUUUCAUCUUUCCCCCCAGAGGGUUUUGAGGUCGUUGGGUCGACUGUACCGUUGCUAAGGCGAGUCGGUCGGCGGUCUGUCAACGAGGCGAACCGGACGAUGCAUCGCGACAUGACUGUUGAUGGUCUCGGUGACCGUCAACGCAGCAUGAGCCCAGAUGAUGACGCUUCGAAUGACGCGUGGGAAACCCUUUUGACUACAAUUACGCCCGAUGACAAUCUUCCUAGCGCCGAUUCUUCCUUUGCUUCAGCGUCGGCAUCCGGGCUGAAUGCAUCAGGGAGCGCGGGGUCAAGAAAUCCAGGAAGCUCUUCUCAGACACUUCCUAGCUCCCUCGAUUCAAGUACAGCAACGGUGCGGAUGGUGCUGGAUCCGUACCCAGAAUAUAUCAAUCCAUGUGACUAUCCUAGUUCCACAGAUUCCGAUUCUGCAUCGGAAGGAGAUUUUAAUCAGCUCUCUUUGUGGCGGCGCUCCCGUCGCCGAGUGCACCAAAUGGGUACUUCCAGACGCUCAGAUGACUUGCACUCAACAAUGAGUAGCCAUCCUCCUAUUCCCACAAUCUCAUUCGCCUUUUCCAACUCUUCUACCGAUCCAGAACUGCAGCAGAUGCAAGCGAUAUUGGAUCGGCUUGCUCGUAGGGAAGUCAUACCUGAUGACUGGUGGGCAGCAGCCGGACUGUCUCCCACCAUUGGCCAUAGGCUUGGCACAAACAACGGUUCCAAUGACACCGAAACUAUGGAUGCGUCGGCUAGACCGUUAUGAAAAUGCUUAUCUGAUCUUUUGACCUGUGAUAUGAUUAUUCCUUGGUUCUCAAUCAGGGGCAAUUGUUCGGAGUGUUUCCGGUCUCAGCGAGAAGGAUGAUGGGCGUUCCUGGGUUUCCGAAGCUGGUUUUACUUUCAAUAGCUCGAGUGAGCGGAGCUCUUUGCUUUGGGUGUUGCUUGAUAGUCCUAUAAAUCGUGUCAGAAUAUCUGUGCACAUAUGCCCCAGUUGUUGCUGGUUAGCUGUUUAAAAACAAAGAACAGUGAUUUGCCC
Messenger RNA from Aspergillus novofumigatus IBT 16806, 1760 nucleotides. RefSeq lists its product as uncharacterized. Bases 201 to 1490 code for a protein of 429 amino acids. NCBI's taxonomy places the organism in Eukaryota, Fungi, Ascomycota, Eurotiomycetes, Eurotiales, Aspergillaceae. The transcript is spliced from 2 exons. The record is from RefSeq and is a predicted model, not a curated record.